GCUACAUGAAGCUUUAUUUGGACGCACUGAAACUGGCACGUUCUGCGCUAUUUUCCAAUCGGUUUUUUCGUGUAUGGUUUCAAUACAAGGGUUCACCAGCGGAUGCAGCAGAACCUGAUGAGAAAGAAAGCGCAGACGAGUUGGAGCCGAAACGAAAGAUAAGGAAAACAAAGGAAAAAAAGGUUACGAGUGACUCAGCAAGUGAAGAUGCUGCAGCAUCUAUUGGGGACCUCUCUAACGACAGCAAAACUGCGGAUGGCAGGCCGUGGAAACUAAAGUUUAUGUCGUGGAAUGUAAAUGGAUUGAAAGCUUGGUCGAAAAGGGGUUAUACUGUUGACUACAUCAAACGUGAAGAUCCUGACAUUUGCUGUCUGCAAGAAACCAAAUGUGAUAAAGACAACAUACCAGAAGAGGCAAAGCUGGAAGGCUACCAUACAUUUUGGUUGUCUGGAGAAAGGAAGGGGUACUCUGGAACAGGUCUCUACAGCAAAGUAAAGCCGAUGAAUGUGACGUACGGGAUGGGUGUCGAGGAACACGACAAAGAAGGAAGGUUGAUAACAGCAGAAUACGAAACCUUCUACUUUGUUGGCUCAUAUGUUCCGAAUGCUGGUCGAGGCCUACCAAGGCUAGGCUACCGUCAAACAUGGGACACAGCCUUACAGAAUUACCUUGUAGAACUCGAUAAGAAAAAGCCUGUUGUGUUCUGUGGCGACUUGAAUGUCGCCCACAAAGAGAUAGACAUUGCUAAUCCGAAGAGCAAUAAGAAGUCAGCUGGUUUUACGAUGGAAGAAAGAGAAGGGUUUUCGGAUCUUCUCUCUUGUGGGUUUGUUGACUCAUUUCGUUGUCUUUACCCGGAUAAGAAAGGUGCAUACACAUUCUGGGUCGCCACCUCUCGAACAGCAAGAGCAGAUAAUGUUGGAUGGCGUCUUGACUAUUUUGUCAUCUCACAACGACUGGAGAGUGACCUUUGUGACAAUGUUAUCAGAUCAAGUGUUAAGGGCAGUGAUCAUUGCCCCAUUGUUUUGUUUUUGGCCACAUAAAGGUUGAGGCCUCACAGUUCAGACUGCUAGUGUAACUGCCAUGGCAAUGCCGGUUUGUUUCAAGACAUCUUUUUAUGAUGUACACUGUUCUCUAACACAAAUCAGUUGUUGAGUUGAACAUUUGUUGAGAUACCAAUGUAUGUGACCUUGUUCAUUAGUACAGUCCAUGCAUUGAGUAUGACGGCAAUUUUCAAUAGAAUAAAUUUGAAUGUGUGAA
Molecule: messenger RNA, 1257 nt
Organism: Corticium candelabrum
Lineage: Eukaryota; Metazoa; Porifera; Homoscleromorpha; Homosclerophorida; Plakinidae
Product: exodeoxyribonuclease-like
Exons: 11
Coding region: 6-1040 (344 amino acids)
Biological process (GO): base-excision repair
Cellular component (GO): nucleus
Molecular function (GO): double-stranded DNA 3'-5' DNA exonuclease activity; DNA-(apurinic or apyrimidinic site) endonuclease activity; phosphoric diester hydrolase activity
Source: RefSeq, a predicted model, not a curated record